Chaetomium fimeti is the source of this 1032-nucleotide messenger RNA. RefSeq names its product ubiquitin-conjugating enzyme E2. Gene Ontology annotation, molecular function: ubiquitin conjugating enzyme activity. The transcript is spliced from 6 exons. Gene Ontology annotation, biological process: protein polyubiquitination. NCBI's taxonomy places the organism in Eukaryota, Fungi, Ascomycota, Sordariomycetes, Sordariales, Chaetomiaceae. The coding region runs from base 158 to 601 and encodes 147 amino acids. Gene Ontology annotation, cellular component: nucleus. The record is from RefSeq and is a predicted model, not a curated record.
CUUGCAACCUAACAACCUUCGUCGACUUUCCGUCAUUCUGGUCUUCAAACACCCUGCACAUCGCGCCCAUCCUUCCAUAUUGGUUGUUCAUUGCAGCGCCCUUGCUUCUCGACGACGACGCACCUCGACGUCAACCACACAUCACACAUAAACAGACAUGGCGCUGAAGCGUAUUAACAAGGAACUCGCCGACCUCGGCCGUGACCCGCCCUCGUCGUGUUCCGCGGGGCCGACUGGUGAGGAUCUCUUCCAAUGGCAGGCGACAAUCAUGGGUCCGGGUGACUCCCCAUAUGCCGGCGGCGUUUUCUUCCUUCAGAUCCAGUUCCCUACCGACUACCCGUUCAAGCCCCCAAAGGUCCAUUUCACGACCAGGAUCUACCACCCCAACAUCAACGCAAAUGGCAGCAUCUGCCUUGACAUCCUGCGUGACCAGUGGAGCCCCGCUUUGACCAUCUCGAAGGUGCUCCUCUCCAUCUGCUCGAUGUUGACCGACCCGAACCCCGACGAUCCGCUUGUUCCCGAGAUCGCUCACGUAUACAAGACCGAGAUUGCGAAGUAUGAGCAGACAGCCCGCGAGUGGACUCGGAAGUAUGCUGUCUAACGGUUGUAAACCGGGGGCUUUGCGUCGGUUCUGCCCGCGGGUCAAUCGUACUGGUCUGGGGCGCUCGGUGUAGUCCAAGGGCCGGCUCGGGUUCUACAUCCUGGGAUAAUCUGCCAUUUGGACUUCGCGGCGGGGACGGGGGCGGUUUCUGGGAGUUCUGAGAAGGGGCGAGGGAUAUCCACGGUACCAUUUAUCAUGCGGGAUUCAUUGGAGUGAUAUGGGAUUGGCAGAGGCACCACGGAUUGGCAGCAUCUCCCGAAUCAUUCAUACUGCAUCACCUAACCUGGGAACCGGAAGGGUUCGGUCACUGCACGCAACCCUCUUUGACUAUCGGUCGUCGCUUGGAGCCUGACGUGUGAUCCUACCUACUUACCUAGAUUGCAUAAACCGCACCGGGAGAAAAUCCAAUCAAUAAUACCUCAUACUCACAA